Brienomyrus brachyistius is the source of this 1928-nucleotide messenger RNA. Its product is annotated as P2Y purinoceptor 11-like. The transcript is spliced from 2 exons. The record is from RefSeq and is a predicted model, not a curated record. Gene Ontology annotation, biological process: calcium-mediated signaling; cellular response to ATP; G protein-coupled receptor signaling pathway. Gene Ontology annotation, cellular component: plasma membrane. Gene Ontology annotation, molecular function: G protein-coupled ATP receptor activity; neurotransmitter receptor activity. The coding region runs from base 160 to 1056 and encodes 298 amino acids. Lineage: Eukaryota; Metazoa; Chordata; Actinopteri; Osteoglossiformes; Mormyridae.
CACCCAGAUCAUGCAGAAGAAAGGCCAGUGUCUUCAUCUCCACGUCCUUAAUACCUCCCAGCCUGCAUCUCCUCCUUAGUUAGUACUCCUUUGCUUCUUUGCAGCUCACGACUCGGGCCCGACUUCAUUUCUUUACAAAAUCUGUAUUGCUGGUGAAGAAUGAACAACACAAUAAACCAUAAUGAAAAGUUCCAGUUAAAAUUCUUACCCCCUGUUUUGGGGCUGGAGUUCUGCACUGGCUUACUGGGGAAUGCUUUUGCCCUGUGGAUGAUGGUGACGCGAGAGCGUCGGGACUGGCACUCAGGCGUGGUCUUCUCCUGCAACCUGGCCAUCAGUGACCUGCUCUACAUCUCCACACUGCCCAUGCUGCUUAUCUACUACAUGAAGAACAAGGACUGGACUUUUGGUGCAGCUCUCUGUAAGACCGAGCGCUUUCUCUUCACCUGUAACCUGUAUGUAAGCAUCCUCUUCAUCACCUGCAUCAGCCUGAACCGCUACCUGGCCAUCGUUCACCCCUUUUUUGCCCACCGCCACGUGCGACCCCACCACGCCAAAGUCACCAGCCUGCUUGUGUGGGUAGUGGUGGCACUCAUGUCCUCCCCUGUCCUCCGCUUUGCUCACACAUGCCCCAAGGAAAACACCACAGAAUGUGUCUCCUACUGCCUUGUGGAGGACCAGCAAGCUCAUUUCACAUACAGCAUCUUCCUGGCCGUAUUUGGAGGAUUGUUGCCCUUUAUAGUCACCCUGGUGUCUUAUGGCGCCAUCAUGUGGGUGGUGUGGAGAAAUCAGAAUAUUACAGAGCUUGAGAAGAGGAAGGUGGCGCUAUUGGUGGUCUCUGUGCUGGUCCUCUAUGCCGUGUCCGUAAUUCCCUACCACAUCCUGCGCAACUGGCACUUCCACCAAAGGAUGCAUGAUAUAAAUUUGACCAAAGUUUGGGUCUAUAAGGCUUACCAGGUGACCAAGGGGCUGGUGACCCUCAGCAUGUGCAUUCACCCCAUCCUGUACAUGGCUGUAUUCGACAGCAUCCGCACUGCCUGCUGUGGGAGCACUGGGUAGGGCUGACGCAAAUUGUAAAAAAAGGAUUGUAGACACCUUCAUAAUACAUUCAUAAACUAUUAUAAACACGGUUAUAACUAUUUAUGAAAAUUCAUACAUUAUAGCCCUGUUUAUUAUGCAUUAUGAAUGCUCUAUGACUAUACCUUCAUAAUGCAUUAUAAUAGAUAGAUAGAUAGAAACUUUAUUAAUCCCUCGGGUAGAUUCCUCUGGGGAUGAUCCUUAUCAGUAUUAUAAUGCAUUAUGAAAGGUUUUAGAGCAUCCGUAAUGCAUCAUAUGGCUAUAAUGUGUUAUGCCUUUUUAUAAAUAGUUAUAGCCAUGUGUAUAACACUUUAUGAAUAAAUUAUAAUGCAUUUUGAAGGUAUCUAUAAUGCAUUAUGCAUGAGUGCUUUAAGUAUUGUUACCAAAAGACCUUCUACAGUGACGAGAGAAUAACAUUGUAAACUACAUUAAAAUAAUGUGGUAUAUCGCUUAUUCUGCAGCAGUCUGAACUUACACUUGUAGCCUGUCCUUAAUUCAGCCGCUUGUUACCAUCAUGUUCUUUUUUUUUUGAGACAACAUGAGAAUGUUGACAUAUUUGUUGCUGAAAAUCAGUCUAUGUUCUAUGGUUCUAUGAUUAAUCUGCUUUCAUUCAUAAAGCAUCAUACGUUUUUUUUUGCUAUUUACAUAUCGUUCUGAAGCUCCUCUAAAUAGCUUUCUAUAAUGUAAAGACCUUGUGAAAGGAAGAUAUGUACAGAACAUGAUAGUAAUAAAAUUGUAUAUUGUACAAUUCCUGUUUUAACCAAGAAACUAGCCACUGAGAAUCACUGCUUUCCCAGUCCUAAAAGUCGAUAACCAAAGCACUGUGCUUCAAUAAAGAGGAAAUGUAGCUUUGA